AUGCCUUUUCAAGCACUCCAACUAAAUGCCGACACGGGCAUAGUGAUUAGCCUUGGAGGUUUCGUUUUCAGUUCCUACUUCCUUGGGGCAAGCUACAACUCCACCUUCGCUUUUGAUAAACCCGUCACCACGGCAAGCUUGGUCUGCUUGCUGUUGGGAAUCACUUUCUUGGUGAUUGGUCUAGUCGCGACAGUAUCUCAACCAAACUCGCCGAAUGGAAAGCACGCCGCCAGUGCUAGUGACCAUUAUGAGCUCCUAUCGCAGUCGUCCUCGAAUGCUGCCCCAGAUGCACGUCAUAUAUCCUCGGCUUCCCCGCGGCUUGAGUGGAAGAUUGGUGCGCUACUUGGGAUGCUAGGGUUGCGAAUCGAGCUGUUCCGAGAAGCAACCCUUCAUAACGAAUGUGCACCUGCCGGAUAUUCUUACCUAAUUCCUUUCGUCAUUGCAACAUAUGAGCUGUUCGGAAGCCACAAUCUCGGCACAAAAGCUGGCUAUUCUGGACUUCAACAAACGCUGUUCCAUAAUUUGUCCUCGAAUAUUGCGUUAUCGACCUGUCGGCGGGGUUUCACUACGCUCCUGCACGGUCGAUGGAAAGGAAUUGUGGGAGCAUCACUUAUCUCUGCAGGCGCUUAUGCGGCGUCAUCUCUAAGCUACGGCAACCGAUCGACUUAUAUCUGCCCAAUCAUCCUCAAGGAUUCAGCCCAUAUGCAGAUCGUUCAGUUGUGCAAUAUGGUACUCGACUCAGCGAUCCUCAUACUUUUCACUGAAGUUUCUGAGGAACCGCGUAGGAAGCGGACAUAUCUUUCACUUGGGGCUGGCCUUGUGAGUCUUGCGGUUACCUGGACAAUUUCCUCCCAUUAUAUUCGCAACAGCCGUCCGGAACAAAGCGCAAUGUCUCUGUUGGACGGUCGGUAUCUGCGAAGUGCCGUCGGCCAGGCGAUCUUGUGCACGACUUUCAUAUUCUGGGGUUGGCAAAUUCUACCUCACUUUAAUCCCCUUGAUCUUUGCACAUUGGGAGGUUUCUCCUUCAUUGUUGUCUCCACGUACACAACGCUACCCUAUGGUCAAAUGGCUCUCCCUUCCGCGUCGCCUGUUCACGCCUCAGUUUCAAUAAUCGCAUCCACCGCCGGAGCUGUAUGGCUCUUCAGUUCAAGAAUUGUCACAGGAAAAGAUACUAAGGCUCUCCUUCGCGCCAAUGCGGCAGUGCAGGGUCUGAUUCUCGUCUGCAGUGCAGUCACCAUCACUUCGAUUUUGAGCAAACCCGACUCUCAUCAGACGCAUCCGAUCGACUCUCUGAUCUAUGAGGCGAAAAUCAACCAUGAUAAUUAUAUAUUGCAGGCUGGCGCAAGCAAAACCCUAGCAGACGCGGUCCGCGAGUAUCAGAGAAGAUACCAACAGCAUCCUCCGCCAGGGUUCGACAAGUGGUACGAAUUUGCGACGAAUCAUUCAUCAAUCAUCAUCGACGAAUUUGACCAAAUCCACGAAAACAUUCUUCCCUUUCGGGCUCUUGAGCCUUCACAUAUCCGGCACAUGACGCAUGAAUUAGCAGCAAACCCAUUCAACGACCUUGGAGCAAUCAUUAUUCGCAACGGUGAAGUCAAAGUCCAGGAGAAGGUGAAGCCGACCCAUGCGUGGAUGGUCAAGGGGGCAGCCAAUAUGAUCGAGAAGUUUGUUCAGUAUCUUCCAGACAUGGACAUUGUCUUCAACCUCAACGACGAGCCACGGGUCGUGGUGCCCUGGGAGCAAAUGAUGCAACUCAAGCAAACAGGUCGAAGUCGGGAAGAUGUGCCUGAAGAUGACUUACUCAAUUGGUGGUCAGCAGAUCGCCACCUUGGCUGGGCACCCAUCGAACCCGCGGAUCCAGUGAGCGAGGCGAUCUUCACAGAUGGAGCGUGGCAGGGGGUACUCGAUCAGUACGUCAGUUUUAUCUGUCCCCCUACGUCGCCGGUACGGACGACGCGUGUGUGGAAUCGGCGUGAUGUCUGUCUGAGUUGCGCAGCACCGCACACCUUGGGUCAAUUUCCGUUAGAUUUUAACCGAGCCACCGAAAUUUGCCAUCAACCAGACCUCGCCUUUCUUCACGGACUCUUGAUAUCACCAGCAUCGUUCAAAGUGUCUGGAGAGCUUAUGCCGAUCUUCAGCCAGAGCGCGCUGUCCGGCUUUGGUGAUAUUUUGUAUCCUAGUCCUUGGAAUUACAUGGACAAAAUCACCCACAGUCCGACCGAGGAGAAUCCUGAUUCUCCAUAUCCGGAGAAGGAAAAUUCACUGUACUGGAUCGGCAGUACUUCGGAAGGCUACAGCCGGUUCAACGAGUGGAAGGGGAUGCCGAGGCAGCGAUUCUCUCAUCUUGUGAACAACAACACUGGAAGUCAAGUGUCUCUCCUUCUCCCCACAGGUUCUGGUUCCUAUCGAUAUCAAAGCAUGCGUGGCGAUGCCCCUACCCGAGAGUUGAACUUGCAGACCAAUGUCCACAUCGCAGCGCCAAUCACUCGCUGCGGGGACUGUGACACGCAGCACGAAGAGCUCGGCCCACACUCGUGGCUCGACUUCCAAGCCCACUGGUCUCAUCGAUAUCUCUUUGACCUUGACGGGGCCGGCUUUAGUGGCCGUUUUCUCCCCUUUUUGCACAGUCACAGCCUCCCAUUCCGAACCGGUCUCUUCCGGCAAUGGUUCGACUCCCGAAUUACCUCAUGGCACCACUUUGUCCCCGUCGAUAUCCGUCUUCAUGGACUAUGGAGCACGUUGGCUUAUUUUGCUGGCGUCUCGAAGACGCCGCCGCCUACUGCAGGGAACCAGAGCGCCGAUCAAGCACGCGUGCUCAUGGAACCGCAUCUCAAUGAGGGCUGGCGGAUCGCCGAGCAAGGACGUGAAUGGGCAGAGACGGCGCUUCGCAAGGAGGAUAUGGAGGUGUACUUCUUCCGGUUGCUCUUGGAAUGGGGUCGAGUGACAGAUGAUCGGAGAGAUGUGCUUGGAUACAAGCUUUAA
Molecule: messenger RNA, 2982 nt
Organism: Penicillium diatomitis
Lineage: Eukaryota; Fungi; Ascomycota; Eurotiomycetes; Eurotiales; Aspergillaceae
Product: putative capsular associated protein
Exons: 6
Coding region: 1-2982 (993 amino acids)
Source: RefSeq, a predicted model, not a curated record